This is a messenger RNA of Neltuma alba, 688 nucleotides long. RefSeq names its product auxin-induced protein 10A5-like. Gene Ontology annotation, biological process: response to auxin. The coding region runs from base 17 to 562 and encodes 181 amino acids. The record is from RefSeq and is a predicted model, not a curated record. The transcript is spliced from 2 exons. NCBI's taxonomy places the organism in Eukaryota, Viridiplantae, Streptophyta, Magnoliopsida, Fabales, Fabaceae.
UCCUCACACAGAAAAAAUGGGCUUUCGUUUGCCUAGUAUCAGAAGGAAUUCAUCUCUGAAAGGAGUUCACGUGCCCAAGGGCUAUCUUAUUGUCUAUGUUGGAGAGAAAAUGAAGAGAUUUGUGAUUCCCGUAUCGUACUUGAACCAGCCAGCAUUUCAAGAUUUGCUGAGUCAAGCUGAGGAAGAGUUUGGUUUUGAUUCUCCAAUGGGUGGCCUCACAAUUCCUUGCGAAGAAUAUGCCUUUGAGACUAUUCAGGACUUUCUCUCCUUGAAAAACCAAAUGGGUUUUCGUUUACCUGGAAUUAGAAGGGCUUCUUCAUUUUCAAGAAACCUUGCAUCUUCAAAAGGAGUCGAUGUGCCAAAGGGCCAUCUUGCAGUCUAUGUUGGAGAGAAGAUGAGGAGGUUUGUGAUUCCCAUAUCAUACUUGAACCAACCUGCAUUCCAAGAUUUGCUGAGUCAAGCUGAGGAAGAGUUUGGUUAUGAUCAUCCAAUGGGUGGCCUCACAAUUCCUUGCACUGAAGAUGCCUUUGAGAAUAUAACUUCCUGCUUGAAUGGCUGUUGACAAAUUACAGUUUAGUUUCAUUUAUGACUGACAUAGAUUGGUGAUUAGUCAAAACAAUCUUGUAGUGCAGACAAAUUCUUAUGCUGUAAAGAUUUUUGCUUGCCCUCCCUGGGGAGGAAAAGUGAC